CAUAUACCCUAACAAACACACUAACAUCCAUAUAUAAAUACCUCACAGCCUCAUGAUGUGUUCAAGUAGUACUACUGAGAAGUUGCUAGCUAGGCUCGCAAGAAACAAAGAUGGCUACAACAGGAAAGAUAGUGCGUGAAGUUGAAGUGAAAUGCCAUCGUCACCAGGUCCAUGGAAUCUACAAGAACAACCAUAACGAUUUGGCAACCAUUGCCCCAGAUAAGGUUGAAGCUUGCCAUUUAGUUUCUGGUCAAUGGGAUGCUCCUGGGUCUGUAAUUCAAUGGAACUACUACCAUGAUGGAAAAGUGGAAACUGCGAAAGUAAUCAUUGAAGAAGUUGACGAUGAAUUUCACAAAAUUGUGUACAAGGUGAUUGAAGGAGCUGUGUUGGAGUUUUAUAAUCCAGUAGUCCUCACUUUCAGUACUGAAGAUAAGGGGGAUAAGAAGUUGGUUAUAUGGACUAUGGAGUUCGAGAAAGUGAAUGCAAGUCUUCCUGAUCCAACACACUAUCUGGACUUGAUUUGUGCAGUCGUCGAAGAUGUGGAUGGUCAUCUUUUUAAGUAGCUAUGAUGGCAACGAUCAAAGUGUUUUGCAAUAAAAAAAAGGUCGCUGAUAACUUCAUGAUAAAUAUUGGCUGCUUGUCAGUUUUUGUAUUGUAAAAUAGCGUGAUGUCAUGGUUGUGUAAUUUGUAAUAUAAGAACUUUUUUAAUUUCAGUUUAUAAUUACAGUGAUUACCUUUUUAGAGAA
This is a messenger RNA of Lactuca sativa (garden lettuce), 746 nucleotides long. Its product is annotated as MLP-like protein 31. Gene Ontology annotation, biological process: defense response. The record is from RefSeq and is a predicted model, not a curated record. Lineage: Eukaryota; Viridiplantae; Streptophyta; Magnoliopsida; Asterales; Asteraceae.